CUAUUAAUUUUCAAGUUGUUGAAUUUUCAUUUAAUGUACUGCAGCUCUCUGAAGCAUGGUGAGCUUCUUUAACCGUUAAAGCAGUAAGCUGUAUAUAUAAAAUAAUAACCAGAUGAUGAUGUGUAAAGAAGACAUAACACUGCCUUUCAUAGGAAGAACCACUGGAUGGGGGAUUAUCUACAUUUCUGUACAGUGACAACUUGGCUCAAAGGAGGAUGAUGAUGAUGGCUGUAAAACGGUUUGCUACUUCCACCGAGAACUCGGUGCACAGGUUAUUCCGUAAGUGCCCUAUAGAGAGCUGCCAGCAAGGGCAUCGGCGGGGCCAGGGAUUUGGGUUGGUGACAGCCUGAAGCCGAGAGGAGAAAUAUGCGUUAUCUAAGCGCUGGUCCCGCCGGGACGUGCCCACUCGCCCGCACGGCCGGGCAAAGCCUGCGAGCGCGGAACCCGUGGUCUCUGCCGCGGCCGCGGUGCUUUUCUGCCUCCCGUUCGGGUGUGUUUGUGCGGGGCUGCUGGGAGGCUUGUCUGGCUACUUUCCCGCCUACAUCUUCGGAGAGAGACCGGGAGGAGGGAGCAGCCGAGAGGAGACAAGAAUGAAAAAAGAAGAAAACCCCCAUACCCUUGCGUUUUGCAUGCCCUGGCGCAUCUCACAGCGCAGCACGGCGCAUCGGCCGCCCCCCGCCCGUCCCCCCGGGGCGCUCCGCGGCCGCGCAGAGCCGCCUGCAGCCGCCGAGCCUGCGCCGCUCGCGGCUCCGCGGCGCGCAAUUCCCGCGGCCGCCCUUGCGCGCCCGGCACGCCGCCCGCCUCCAGCACGGCCUCAGAGACUGCGGCUGGAGGGGUGUGCUCCCUCUCCUGGGCACGAACGAGGGGAUGGCGGAUGCCCCCUUCCCCGCGGCUAGGGCCGCCCCCCUCAAAAUCUCGACCGUGCCGGACGUAGAGACGCGCAGUCCCCCCGGGUGCCCGUGCACAUCCCCCGGCGCUUCCGCUCCCGGCUGCGGGUCUCCGCUAGGCAGGGAGGACCGGACCGGCUGCCUCUCGGAGAGUCGCCCUCUGAGUAGCUUCAAAAUUAGAAAUUUUUAAAUGCAUAUAUGUAGCUUUAAACAUGUAUUUAACAUUUGAUACAUUUAGCCUAUUUAUAUUUACAUGUAUAUGUACAUACGUAAGGUCUAUUUCAUUUCCCUCUUUGGAGAAAAAUAUCAAAUCAAUGCCACCCUUUUUCCCAGGCAUGUUUCCCUUCUAGUAAAGGAGGCUCCACCUCUGCUAGGGAUUGAUUCGUCCAGCAGUUUUUAGGAUAAUUUAUGAAGCAACCUGAUGAGCCUAUUGGGCGAGUUGCUCAGUCCUUGCAGAGUGGGUUUCUACCUGUUUGGGUGUUUUAUUUUAUUUUAUUUUUUUUUCCCCUUCCCUUCCCUCCCCUCCCUCUCCCUGCCGUGUGCCGGGGGGUGGUGGGAUCGGUAGGGUCGCAAUUUCCCAGGCUCUCCGGAGAAAACUCGGGCAAGGGAGAGCGCCUUCACGCUCAUGGAUGCAUGGGGGGGCCCCGCGCCCCGCUGGAUCCGCCGCCGCGGGGCCCGGCUGCUGCUGCUGCUGCUGACCGUGCGCCUGGGCAGCGGGGCUGAUAAAGCAGAUGAUGAGGAUGAUGAAGAUCUAAUGGUGAAUAAAACAUGGGUCCUUGCACCAAAGAUUCAUGGUGGUGAUGUAACUCACAUACUGGACUCCUUACUUCAAGGAUAUGACAAUAAGCUUCGGCCAGAUAUUGGGGGGGCGCUGGAUAUUAUCCUAUCAAUGUACAGUGAGAACUACGGUCAUUGAAACAGAUGUCUAUGUUAACAGCAUCGGUCCAGUUGACCCAAUCAAUAUGGAAUACACUAUAGAUAUAAUUUUUGCCCAGACUUGGUAUGACAGUCGUCUAAAAUUUAACAGCUCAAUGAAGGUGCUUAUGCUUAAUAGCAACAUGGUUGGAAAAAUCUGGAUUCCAGACACUUUCUUCCGGAACUCAAGGAAAUCUGAUGCUCACUGGAUUACAACUCCAAAUCGUUUGCUUCGAAUCUGGAGUGAUGGAAGAGUACUGUACACUCUAAGGUUGACAAUUAAUGCUGAGUGUUAUCUUCAGCUUCAUAAUUUUCCUAUGGAUGAGCACUCCUGUCCUCUGGAGUUUUCAAGCUAUGGCUAUCCCAGAAAUGAAAUUGAAUACAAAUGGAAGAAAACCUCUGUUGAAGUGGCAGAUCCAAAAUACUGGAGAUUGUAUCAGUUUGCAUUUGUAGGGUUACGAAAUACAACUGAAAUUUCUCAUACCUUGUCUGGUGAUUAUAUUAUUAUGACAAUAUUCUUUGAUCUCAGCAGACGUAUGGGAUAUUUUACUAUUCAGACAUACAUUCCUUGUAUACUCACAGUUGUUCUUUCAUGGGUGUCAUUUUGGAUCAAUAAGGAUGCAGUUCCUGCAAGGACUUCUCUGGGGAUCACAACAGUGCUGACCAUGACAACACUGAGUACGAUUGCUAGGAAGUCACUCCCAAAGGUUUCCUAUGUGACAGCAAUGGACCUUUUUGUUUCAGUUUGCUUUAUUUUUGUGUUUGCUGCCUUGAUGGAAUAUGGCACCUUACAUUACUUUACCAGCAACAGAAAAGGGGUCAAAGGAAAAGAAAAGAAGGCAAAAUCUAAGCCAUCAAAACCACCUGCAAUUGCUGUUCGACCUGGAUCAACACUAAUUCCAAUGAAUAACAUUAAUCAUCUCCCUGAACGUGAUGAUGAUUAUGGAUAUGAGUGCCUAGAAGGAAAAGACUGUGCUAGUUUCUUUUGUUGUUUUGAAGACUGCCGCACAGGAUCUUGGCGAGAAGGAAGAAUACACAUCCGUAUAGCAAAAAUUGACUCCUAUUCUCGAAUCUUCUUUCCAACUGCCUUUGCAUUGUUCAACCUUGUUUACUGGAUUGGAUAUCUUUAUCUGUAAAUUUCAGAGGUUUGACAAACUCAGAAAAAAAUACUAAUUGAAUAGUCAUUAAUACUUUUAACUGAGCAAAGAUUAGAGCUGGUCCAAAAUGACUCAAAUUGUUUGUAUGCAUUAAAAAUUUGAAACAAUGAGAGGAAAUAUGAUGAUGUAGUCUCCCUCUUGUGAUCAACUGUAGAACUGAUACUGGUACUUUGAAGAGAACAUUCUAAAAUAAAUAUCCCUAAGAUUUUUCUUUCCUUAACACACCUACAUGUUUUUUUUUUCCAGUUCUAAGAAAAUGCAGAAUCACAGGCAAUGCUAUUUAACUGAACCAACCUACAUAAGCUCUCAAUUUUAAUCCUAAAUGACAAUGCAGAAGGAUUUUGUAGCAUUUCUUACACCUUUGCAAAGAAAGCCUUAAUUAAAUAGGAUUAGUUACUCUCAUCCAUUUAAUCCAUCAGGUGAUGGUUUUAUUAAUCCCUAAUUUUAAAAAGUUGAAAUGUAACAUUUCUCUUUUCAAUCAGCCAUUUGUUCUCUCCAGUAUGUUAAAAAGUGUGAUUAGAUGAUAAUUAAUCAAUUCAGAUUUAUACAGAAUGCAGAUAUAAGAGCAGCAAGCAAUGGAUGUAUCAAAACACCCAAGGAUAAUUCUGAGCUUGUCUUAUCCUGAUCAUGGAUAGAGACUUUUGGCUUUCAACUUCAGAUUACGUUUAUAUCUGUGCUCCAUUUCCUGUUACUUCAUUGUCGUGAGUUCCCCAAAGUUGUCUGAGAGGUCUACAGCUUUCAGAAAUUCUUAUCCAGCUGCCAUUGCCUCCUCAUUUCAUGGAAAGCAGACUGGUGUUGGCCCAGAUUCUGGUCAUUAAGCAUAAUGAUCUUCACAUACUCAGUGUUGAAGAAAAAGUCAUAACCCUACAAUUGGAAGAAUUUGUAUCAGCAGGAUUUGGAAGGCCUGUAACAGUGCUGUAGUCAUUGUACUCAAAGUCACUGUUAAAUCCCCAGUCCUGAGUGCAGUGUGUGAUCUAGUCCCCUUUGCACACAGUGUGGUUUUGUAGAUCUGUUUUGUUACUGCACAUGCUGCUCACUGAGCCAAAGCCGAGUGGUGUUAAUGUAUUGAAUGUGUGGCAUGGAUUGCUGGGUAAUUACCUUCUUGAUAUUUGUUUGUUUCUAAUGGAAAAGAUGUGUUAUGGAGGGAGGGUUAAAAUAGUCCUUAUGCACUGCUGAAUCUUCUCCAAGAUGGGAUACAUUCCCCCAAAAUCACAGGACCAGUUGCCCAUCCUUUCUGUGGUGAGACCUUUGGUAGAAAUCCUUCAGUUGUAGUCUUUCUGGACUGACCUCUUGGUGUUGACUAUUGCUGCCUGGCAGCAUUUGGUAUCUAAUUUCUAUUUCUAAAUCCAUUGCCUUCAUUAUGGAAAAGUGCAGUCUUUCCUCCUUUCUUAAAGACAAAUUGGUCUCAAGUGAGCUUGAAAAAAAUCACUGUAAAAUUAAGAUAUGCAUUAAGUAAAAGUCAGCAUUACACAGAAGACCUUACAGAUCUUUAAAGAGGAUUAAUGGGAUUAGUAUUUGGCUGUAGGUAAGGAUGUUCAGUACUAAAGAUAAAGACAUGAUUAAUAGCUAAGAAUAGAAAAUGUUACAUUAAGGGCUCCCCCAAUUCCCCCCAAUAUUUCUGUUGAAUAUGCUCCCUCCUCUGAAUUUCUCAGAAAGGAUUAUUGUAUUUAUAGUCUAGCUGGUACCAGGCAUAGUAAAAUAUGAUAUACAAUACACAUUUCAGAGGAAAUGUUAUUCCAGUGUUCAGCCCCAAAGUUUAAUAGAGAGUCCAAGAUUAUGUGCAGUUUUUGUGAAAGGAGGUGUGACAAAAGAUCCAAUUUUAAUGAAAACUUUAUUUCAGUAUUUAGCUGAUGAAUAAUAGGAGUGGUUGAGAGACUCUGAAAGCCCUGCUGAUGAGGUUGGCUGGCAUUCUUUGUGGUGUGACCUUUCUGAGUACCAGCUCUUCUGACUGUUGGACUGAGUGUAGAAGUGAGGUAUCAUUAACAACACUGAUCUGCUAUAAUUUAUUGGUUUUUUAGAGUCUCAUUUUCAUAAAAUGUUCAGUCAAAAAGAAACAUGUCAGUUUUUAUUCCAUAAUGUAGGUUGAUACUUUUUGACAGCAUGCUGAACACUUUCCUCUGUAGGAGGGAUGAAGGUGGCUUCAGCAGUAUGUUGGAUGUGUGCUUGAAAAGCAGUCAGCUUGCUGUACCAUGCAAGGCCCAGAUUUAGUGAGUUCCUGAAGUUCAUUAAUUCACCUUUAAACAAAGGAAACUUAAAAGAAUUUGGCACUUCACAAGAGGAAAUACAAAUUUCACAGCCUGCUCUCCUCUGGCUCAUCUAGUUAGCUUUUUCUAUUCAUGUGGUUGUCAGUUGCCAAUCAGCCUCCACUGACUGAAUUGGAGAACUGAAAACAUUCAGAAUUGGCAAGGGAAGGGUAAGAAGUCUUUCAUCUCUAGUUUCUAUGAAACAAUGUAAUGGAGUAUUAAACCUAUUGAGUGUUACGGCUGUUUGGCUUAUGAAUACACUUGCUGCUGUCUGUUGACAAACUUUUCUGUGUACUUCAUUUGUUUCUGAUGAAAUAAUUUUAGUUUUCAUAGUACUGUGAGUGCAAAUAGGAAUGAGAAUGCAGUGAACAUGGCAUGUAAUAAAUGUGUUAUUUUAGUCCUAUGCAUUUUCUUUCUUAUCUGCAUGUAAACACUUGAUUCCAAGAAAUCUAAGUGAUACUUUAAAAAAAUGGCAAGAAACAGACAGUAUAAUUAAUUGAAGUUAGAUGCUGCAAUCAUUUUUCAAACUUACCUGGAUAGAAAGUUUGUUUACCCUUAGCUGGGAUCAUAUUUUUUGGGAGUUAUAUUUUUCUGACCAUCACUGCAUAAGCACACACUUAAACAUAUUCCUAAUUAGUACUGUUAUUAGACCAGAAUUCAGAAAAGGGUGUUCUUAUGUACUGUCAUAAAGAGUGAUGCUAUCAUGAAUUGAUGCCAUUAACACAUGCUUAAUUUGCACUAAUUUCAAUAAUGAGUGUUCAGUAGCUCAAAUAAUUGAACAUUAAGGAUGUGAACCAGAGCCUUUUCAGUAAGAGAUUUUUCUCAUUGAAAGAGAGGGACAUAAGAGGAGAAAUUACUGUAAAGGCAGAGAGGGGAAAAAUUCUGGGAACACUGUUUUAUACUGCACCUAUCUUUGGCAUAUCUUGAAAUGUAUUUUUCAAAAAAGAGACUUUUCCUUGAUGUUUCUGUAUUAGUGUUUACCAGUUGUCUGUUUUAGUAGUGAGUACAGAUCAGUGUGUUAUUUUUUGGUAAGAUUCUGUCUAGGAUUGUACCUCACUGAGCUUUAGUGCAUGUCUCCUGCGUCUGAAUAAAUCUGUUUUAUGUAGUGGCAGUGCAACCAAAGCAUGAACCCUGGGUAAUGUAUUUUGUAUUCACAUGUUGAUGUGCUUCAAAGACUUUAACCUUAUCCAGUUUUCUGGCAUUCAGAGAUAUAGGAUUGUGUUAGACUUUGAAGGAGAAUCACCUCCAACAGUAUUUUUAUAACUUUCUGUUCUUUAUUUGGGUAUGGUAGUAAAACAUUUGUUUAAAAUUGA
This is a messenger RNA of Motacilla alba alba, 6515 nucleotides long. RefSeq names its product gamma-aminobutyric acid type A receptor subunit gamma1 (gene GABRG1). The record is from RefSeq and is a predicted model, not a curated record. Lineage: Eukaryota; Metazoa; Chordata; Aves; Passeriformes; Motacillidae. The coding region runs from base 1724 to 2938 and encodes 404 amino acids. The transcript is spliced from 10 exons. Gene Ontology annotation, cellular component: postsynapse; dendrite membrane; GABA-A receptor complex. Gene Ontology annotation, molecular function: benzodiazepine receptor activity; transmitter-gated monoatomic ion channel activity involved in regulation of postsynaptic membrane potential; inhibitory extracellular ligand-gated monoatomic ion channel activity. Gene Ontology annotation, biological process: synaptic transmission, GABAergic; nervous system process; signal transduction.